This is a messenger RNA of Rhododendron vialii, 1087 nucleotides long. RefSeq lists its product as uncharacterized. The record is from RefSeq and is a predicted model, not a curated record. Gene Ontology annotation, molecular function: isomerase activity. The transcript has 6 exons. NCBI's taxonomy places the organism in Eukaryota, Viridiplantae, Streptophyta, Magnoliopsida, Ericales, Ericaceae. Bases 79 to 951 code for a protein of 290 amino acids. Gene Ontology annotation, cellular component: cytoplasm. Gene Ontology annotation, biological process: biosynthetic process.
CGAUAAUCAUCACGUCCGGGCCUAUUUAAGUUCACACCCAAUAUUCGUUCGCCUGACGCCUAAAGUUUCUCUGUCAGCAUGGGAAAGAAGCCUGUGAAGUACUCUGUGGUGGAUGCGUUCACGGACUCGGCGUUCAAGGGAAACCCGGCGGCGGUUUGUUUGUUGGAGGAUGAGAGAGACGACCAGUGGUUGCAAUCGGUUGCUGCUGAGUUCAACAUCUCCGAAACCUGUUACUUGAUUCGGACCACUGAGCCUGAAUCGGAGACUCGCGAUUCAGUCCCCAGGUUCCACCUCCGAUGGUUCACUCCUGUUGCCGAGGUUAAACUAUGUGGUCAUGCAACCUUAGCAGCUUCACACUAUCUAUUCACAUCUGGUUUGGUAAAUGCCAACAAAAUCGAGUUUCUUACUCUAUCAGGAGUUCUGACUGCUAAAAGAGCUCAAGAAACUGAGCAAAUGGAUUCCUUUAUUGAGUUGGAUUUCCCGGUAGUUCCACUGACUGAAUUUGACUCUGCUGAGAUUCCUGGGAUUUCUAAAGCCUUGAAUGGUGCUUCUGUGAUCGACUUAAAGGAGACAACUACUGAUGAAAACCUCUUUGUCGUGCUUCCAUCCGGAAAGACUGUUGCAGAUCUACAACCGCAAAUUGAUGAAAUACGACGAUGUCCUGGAAGGGGGGGAGUAAUUGUCACGGGUCUUGCUCCGUCUGGAUCUGGGUUCGAUUUCAUUAGUCGCUACUUCUGUCCAAAAUGGGGGAUCAAUGAGGAUCCUGUAACUGGGAGUGUACAUUGUGCCUUAGCAGCUUACUGGUCUAAAAAGCUUGGGAAAUGUGAUUUUGUUGCAUAUCAGGCAUCUCCUCGAGGUGGAAUAUUAAACCUCCAUUUAGAUGAAAACCGUCAGAGAGUCCUACUUCGGGGUAAAGCUGUAACAGUAAUGGAAGGUUCUAUUUUGGUUUAAUCAAGAGUUAGCCCGUCUUUUCUUGUAUGAUCAAUCGAAAUAAAGGCUCCAAUCGCCUGCAAGUUGAUUUUACUCUUUGUACUAGACAUCUUCGGUAAACCUUCAUUUGACGCAAAUGUACUUCUUCCUUUAUGUC